GAUGCGAUAAUUCCACAUACACACUCACACACGGCAAAAAACGGUUAGGUUAUGUGUUUUAAAACGCGUCAUGUUUGUGUCGUUUGUUUACACUUGUUUCUAACAUUGUUUAAUCAUUACCUCGUUGUUAAGUGUUAAUUUUUACAGUUGAAAUAUCAAGACAGAAAGAAACCUGAAUAUUUUUCUCGUACUGUGUAAAUAGAAGAUGUAUGUUCCUCGAAAACAAGUAUUAUGCAGUUUAACUUAACCUAAAAAUACAAACUUUUAAUUAGAAUAUUUUUUUUAGUAAAGAAAGAAAGUGAAUUUAUUAUCAAGUAUUAAAUCUGUGUUUUUUUUCUUUUCUUUUGAAUUAAUAAUAACUGAUUUAGAAUAAUGAGAGAAAAGUGUGUGUAUAAUGAGUGACUCUGAUGAUACGGAUGUUUUACUUUUAAUUCCCCCGGAUUUAUUUAUUGUCCCCUCCUCUGAAUCUGAUGAGGAUAAUUCAUCUCGUACAAAACCUGGUGUUGUUUCGGAAUUAAUUGGACAUUUACAAUCUCUUGAAAAUAGGGUUUCCGCCAUUGAAUCAAAGGACAACAGUUUGGAUACAUCGCUCAAUAAUUCUCUAGAUCUUCCAAGACACGCUUCCUAUUCGAGUCCCAUAAGUCGUAGGCGGCAUCUUCCUAAAACCAAAUUUUCCGACAAGCCUAUGCCAAGGAAACAAAUCAAGGACAUGAAUCUCUCGCAAGUUGAUGAACUUUUGCAAGAAAUGGAAGCAACGGAAUUAGAAUUGGCGAAAAGAAUUAGUAACACAGAAUCAUCGUCAUCAUUAUCACAAAAUCAAAAAUUAAAUCACGAUCAUUUUCGAUCAGUUGGAAAUCAUCGACAUUCAACGCCACAUAAGAGAUUAAAUUUCGAUAAAGAUGAAAAGGAACUCUCCUUUUACGAUUCAUUGUUACAAACUAGUCCAAGUAAACAAAUUAAUGAUAAAUUAUUAGAUCUCUCAGUGCCAUUCGAUGAGACACUGCAAUUUAUUCAAACUGAAAAAAUGCUCGCCGACUAUAAGGAUUGGGAUACGGAUCAAAAUUGGAAGGAAACAAAGGGACACACGGAAAUAUCGAAUAAUGGUGUUGAAAAAAAAUCUGUUAAAUCAGAAGCAAAAACCGAUCAUUUACAUACACAAUCAUUGCCAGUACUCACUGGAAAUGGACAAUCAAAAGAUACCGAAAAAUUACGAUUGUCCGUUCAAUUUAAACAAAAUGAUGAGGCUUUACAGGAGAAAUAUAAAAAUUUUAUCAGUUUAGAAAAUUUACAGGAUAUUAAUAAUGACGUGAAAAAUCUUAAUUUAAAUCCUUUUAAAAUACCAGAACCGCCUGCUAAUGGUUUUGAUAUUUUUGGAAGACAAUUACAUGGUUACGACGAAAGUAAUAAGGAUGAUACGCAUUCUUCAACGAGGACAAAAAGUACAAAUAAUGCGUCUACCAAUACGGAAAGGAAAACGCAGAGACUAUUUACACUUUCCGACUUUUGGGACACAAAUACAAAUAAAUCUUCGGAAGAAAUGCUUAGGAUUAAAUUGGAAGAGGAGAAAUUUCGAAGAGAGCAUUGCGAAUUUCUAAUUCAAGAAUUGCAAAAACGAUUACUCGAGCAACAGGAAAAGGUUGCUGUCGCAAUACGAGUUGAUAAUGAAAAGAAUUUAGUGAUAUCACAAUUUCAAUCAUCGUGGAUGAAAUUGAAGGAACGAUGGCAAACACUUGAAUUAGAUUAUAAUAAUUUACAGCAAUCAAUUAAAACAGCGACGGAGAAACAUCAGGCGGAAAUUAGUGAAUUUCAAAGUCAAAUUAAAAGACUUGAGGGGGAAUUGUCGAAAACUUUGGAUUUAGCGUCAGGCUAUAAAGAGAAAAGCGAUGGCCUGGUCAAAGAGAAGGUGGACAUUCUGAAAAGCCACGCAGAUGAAUUGGAGAAUUACAAACUAUUGGUCCAACAAGCUGAGAAAAGAUACGAUCAGAUGAAAGAAGACUGCAAUAAACUAUUGGAAAAGAAUCACCGCACUGAAGAAAUCUUGAAGAAUGUUCAACAAGAAUUGAAUAAAGAGAGGUUAAAAGGCGGCGAGGUGAGGACUGAAAUGGCAGUUAUUCACAAAGCUCUUGAUACUUGUGAAGCAGAAUUAACCGUACUUCGUCAGGAGAAGGAAAGUUUACAAUUGAAAGUCAGAGAGGAACAAAAUAGAAACAGUAUUCUUGAACAAAAGAACGUCUCCUUACUUGCAAUGAUUGAUGACGUCAAAAAAUCCGAGAAAUUAGCCAAGGAUGAAAUUAAAUCGUUGAAUCAGCAGCAGGAUAAAAUCAAAGCAGAACUCCGAGAAAUAUAUCAGAAACAAGUGGAUGAUGUAGUGAAAUCUAAAUUACAAGAGUUUCAAACUCAACUCGAUACAGCAGAAGCAUCAUUUCAGGCUGAAUUCGAAACAAGACAACGAGCGAUAGCUGAAUGCGCAGCUAGAAAAAUAAAAAGCGUUAUUGACAAACAUCAGUUGGAAGUGAAACUAUUGGAAGAGAAACAUAAGGAAGAGAAGAGAUUAUGCGAAAUUCAAUUAGCACAAGUAGUACAGAAAUCAGCAAUGUUGGAAUCACAAUUGAAUACUCAACGAGCGAGUAAAAAUCAUUUAGCCGAACAACUUCACUCUGUUAUGCAAAACCAGUGGCAACAAGCUUUACGCAUAAUUUCCGGCGGAAAUGGUGAGAGUGUUGCCUCUCUUCAAAGGAUUAGUGCUGAGAAUUAUUUUGAAAUAAAACAACCGAUGAAUGCCGAACCAAUGAAACUUGAAUCACAUCAUAUUAAUACAAAUCAAUUUCAUGCUAAACAUUUUCAAGGCUUACAUGCACAAGAGGAACAUAAUGACAGUUUAAUUACAUUAACAUCAAACGAAGAGCCAGCCAAUUGCAAUAAGAAAGACUCAAAAAACGAUCUUCGUAAAUAUAUCAAAAUGAUAUUAGAUAUGCAACAAUCAAGGGAUGAUUUUACAAAAGCAAAAUUUACCGAAAAUGACAUGGGCAAAGAUUUUCCAAGAAAGCAUUAUUCGAAGAAAGAAUUGAGUAUUUUAAGCGAAGACAGUAUUACAUGGCAACCCCUUUCUGAGCCAAGUAUUCAUGAUGAAAGUGAAUAUUUCCCGGUCCCUCAGAAAAUACAUCAGAAAUUAGAUCCAUCAAAAACAAAACCUCCAUGGAAAUGACAGGACUUUCAAAGGAUCUUAUCCUUGGACGAAGGCAUUGACGAGGUAGAUUUUAUGUUACAUCUAAAAUAGUUGUAAUUCUAUUUAACCAGAAAGAAAAAAAGGAGAAAAUUUAUAAAACAUUUUUUUAAACAUUUGUACAAAUUUUUAUAAAACAAAAAUGUUUUUAAUAAAAUAAUUUGUAUUUUUAAUAUAAGUAGAUAGUAAUUUUUAG
Molecule: messenger RNA, 3419 nt
Organism: Leptopilina heterotoma
Lineage: Eukaryota; Metazoa; Arthropoda; Insecta; Hymenoptera; Figitidae
Gene: Cnb
Product: interaptin
Biological process (GO): centriole replication; regulation of cilium assembly; mitotic cytokinetic process
Cellular component (GO): centrosome; centriole
Source: RefSeq, a predicted model, not a curated record